Callorhinchus milii (elephant shark) is the source of this 1700-nucleotide messenger RNA. It is a transcript of the gene layna, whose product is annotated as layilin a. The record is from RefSeq and is a predicted model, not a curated record. Gene Ontology annotation, molecular function: hyaluronic acid binding. The transcript has 6 exons. The coding region runs from base 51 to 1130 and encodes 359 amino acids. NCBI's taxonomy places the organism in Eukaryota, Metazoa, Chordata, Chondrichthyes, Chimaeriformes, Callorhinchidae.
UGUGUCGGGGCGGGAGGGGAGUGUGAGCGCUGAGCGCUGUGUGUGAGGAUAUGGAGCCGCUGAGGUUCCUGACGGUGGUGUCCGCUCUGUGUCCCCUCUCCCCCUCCGCACUGCACAGCGGGCAGAGUGUGUGUCGGGGCGGUGUGGAGCGUCCAUGCUAUAAGGUGGCCUAUUUCCGGGAUGCGUGGCGCCGGGCGGAGUUCGGGGCUGCUCGUCGAGAGUGUGAGCGGGACGGGGGACAGCUGCUGAGCGUGCAGUCGCUACACGAGCAGCGUUUUGUCCAGAAGCUACUGGAGGCGCUGUCGGCUGCGGAUGGGGACUUCUGGAUCGGCCUGUGGCGCGGGGAGAGCGAGACCGGCAACCUGACAGACUGCGCUGCCCGCUACCAGUGGCUGGACGGCACCGAUGGCAGCUUCAGGAACUGGUAUGAGGACGAGCCGUCAUGUGGCAGCGAGGCCUGUGUGGUGAUGUACCACCAGCCCUCAGCCUCCGCGGGCAUGGGCGGGCCAUACCUGUACCAAUGGAACGACGACCGCUGUAACAUCAAGAACAACUUCAUUUGCAAGUACUCACCAGCUCGAACCACGAGGGCCCCUCCACUGGCCCCUGGCAACACGUCCCGGAGCCCGGAGUGGCUGACAGCCAGGCCUGACCAGGAGACCGUGGAUGUGCGGGAGACAGACGAGGUUCCCCUGAACAUUCUGUACGUUGUGGUACCGACUGUCCCACUGCUGCUGCUGCUCGUGGCCAUCGGCGCCUUCUGCUUCCGGCUCUUAACACAGAGGAGGAAGGAGAGACAGGAGAGUCGGGCAGUGAAGGAGCGCAGCCUCUGGUUGGCCGCGGAGGCCAGUGCGGCCCCCAGCCUGGAGAUCCACAAGGUGAUCAGGAGACAGACCGAGGCUGACCUGAGCGGCUCCUGGGCUCACACACCCAACUCGUCCUUUCGCGCUCCCCCUGCCCAGCGCCCUGUGGACACGCUCUCAGGGGAGUACGACAACGUGAGGGUCAGCGACACCCAGAGCGGCUUUGUGACCAACGAGAUCUAUGAGCCGUGUGUGGAGCCGGGCGGCAGGGCUCGGGAGCGGGAGCGGGAGCGGGGCUGGGUGGACAAUGAGAUCUAUGGCUAUUAGUCAGCUGUUGUGAUGGACAGACACAGAGUCGCUGUGUAGACACCGCUCUGGGCACAGGCAGGGCUGAUGGUGGCAGGUGACUGGACAAGGGGCUGCCCUGAAUUAUUGGUGCUGUUGCUCCCAGUGGCCAACCCAACACCCGGAGAAACACAGUCUUGUUCCCAUCCUCACCCCAUUUCCGCAUGUCAAUAGCCUUGACACAACAACCCAUUCCCCCCCACCCAAUGCACAAUUGAAAUGCACAAAUGUUUUCACACUGUGUCAGGUGUGAGUUUAUUUGUUAUUGAGAUGCUGAACUCACACAAACUGACCCCCAAACUCGGUAUAUAAAGGCCCCAGGCUGGGUCUCAGGCCUAUCCCAGGCUCAUGCCCCUUCCAGUGGGGAGUGGGUGUGGGAGGUCGGUAGAGUGGGAGAGGCUGGUGACUGGAACCUUUAAGCUUGAACCUGACAGUGUGAAACAAGACCUUUACUUUGGAUGCUAAACGAUGAUAUGGAAUGAAGGAAUGCACUGGGUUGACCCAAAACCCAUAAAAAUCACUGGAAAUAAACUUUCUGUGAAGAGACAAAAA